Molecule: messenger RNA, 1382 nt
Organism: Poecilia latipinna (sailfin molly)
Lineage: Eukaryota; Metazoa; Chordata; Actinopteri; Cyprinodontiformes; Poeciliidae
Exons: 6
Coding region: 210-899 (229 amino acids)
Biological process (GO): response to bacterium
Source: RefSeq, a predicted model, not a curated record
UAAAGUAGUUGAUAAUAACCAAACUGGUUAGUUUACUGAUGGUAUUUAAAUAAUUAAACUUUUUCAAGUUGAAUUGCAUAUUUCUAAAGCUAAAGUUUGGUCAAGAAAAACAAAAGCCUUUUGACGUGAAGUGAACUGUUCACCACUCCCCUUUCUAAUAAAUCCCCCUACAUAAGAAGCGGCCAAACUGAGACAUUGUUGUAUGCAGAAUGGAGAACUUCAUGCAGAUAACAGCUAUACUUCUCUGCAGCCAAAGUUGGAUCUGUGAGUCUCUAACUGUGGAGGUUCAUCCUGGUGAGGACAUCACUCUGUUCUGCUCCAACCUUUCUUCAUCUCCAACCCAGACAGACUGGUUCAGAGUGAUUAAUGGAACCAAACCCAGCUGCAUCUCCUCCAUGUACGGUCCUGAAGGUGAAGCUUCGUACUGCCAUGGAUUCCAAAGUGAAAAAUUUAACAUGAGCUCCAACGUGACGACUGUCUUUCUUCACAUCAAACAAGUGGACCUGAUGGACUCUGGAUUGUAUUUCUGUGGAUUUUAUAGAAAGAAACAUACAGUUGUUGGCAGUGCAACAGAGUUAAUCAUUAAAGCUCAUGAAGACUCCAAAGAUGAGGAGGAUUCUGAUAAUAAAAAAGCUGCUGACCAACUGAUGGACCUGAUGCCUGGGAUUUUAGGUGCUCUGACUGCUCUUCUCUCUGUAACAGUCGUUGUUCUGGCUGUUAAAAACAGGAGACUGGAGAGAGCUUCAAGCUUAAAGCUGCAAAAAGAAAGAAACAAGACUCUGGGCUCUUCUGACCUUCACUCUUCUCUGCUGAGGUUCUUUCCAAAGACUGAACAAAUCAUGAAGGCGACAAAACACAUCGCAGUGGAGACUCAUGUUCAGUAUACCAACAGCACAUAAAUAUCUUGUAUAUUUGGCUGAAAAUGUUUGUGGUGAGAAAGUUAAUUCAAUGCAGUUUAUUUGUAUCUGAAUUAGAGACAAAACUGUUAAAUGUCUAUUAGCUAGUAUUUAAAAAAUCUAGUUAAACUGUAUCCAGUUACUUUAUACAUCCCUACGUCAAUGAAUGAUUUUUAUUUUUGUUAUGCACAAGAAAUUAUUUCAUGUUGUAUAAAAAGGGCUCACAUUAGACACAUGCAAUGAGGAAACUGAGACUGAAAGUCAUCUGGGCUCCUGGAGGUCUGGGGGAUGGGCAGGGGAGAUAAACAUCAGCUCAUUUCACAGGAAGAGGCAGCCCACUGUGGUCAAGUGCAACUGAAAUCAGCAGGUCUGCAAGAUAAUGAAAUCAAAAGCAGACUAAACUCACCGAGUCAUUUUAGAUUAAAUAUCAGCCUUUGUGUUUAUGAAGUUAUUGUUAAUGUAAUAAAAGAAAAUUAGCAAUCAUCA